Colias croceus (clouded yellow) is the source of this 6327-nucleotide messenger RNA. RefSeq names its product protein couch potato (gene cpo). NCBI's taxonomy places the organism in Eukaryota, Metazoa, Arthropoda, Insecta, Lepidoptera, Pieridae. The record is from RefSeq and is a predicted model, not a curated record. Gene Ontology annotation, molecular function: mRNA binding. The transcript has 10 exons.
UGAGAAGUGAGAACCGUCAGUCAGUCUUUCGCGUGCAAAGGUAGUGCUUGUACGUGCCACCUUUGCUUUGUCGCGGCCGACAGUGUCCGUAACUGAUAUUCGGAAAAUUGUGCAUGUGCGUUUUCCGACGAAAGCAGUGUGUGUGCUUGUGAUAUGUGCUAUUGUUUUCUAGGAUCACUUUACAAGUGGAGUACCAUCUUACACGAAUGAUACUAAUAGUGCAGAAGCGCUAAACAGAAACAUUAAUAGGCGCGUCGCAUUAUUAAAAUCGGACUUGAAAAACCAACGCGCGCUCGUCGCCGUUGCAGUACGCGAUAUCUCGUGUCGCGUGUUUAGUUCCGUGUAGCCGCCACAGUCAGUGCUCGCCGGAGUCGCGCGACUCGGCCAGCACUCCCCGCCACCGCCGUGGAUAACCUCGGCCAGAGCCCCCUCCCGGUGAAGAGGCUGCACGAAGCGCUUCAGAGUGCGCAAGUGAAGCGUCAGCGUCUCUCCCCCCCGUACCCCGCUCCUACCGCGAUUCACCCCAUCCAUCAACUCGCGGUGCAUCAGCACAUCAAAGUGCAGCAGAGCAUAGUGCAGCAGAGCAUCGUGCAGCAACACCAGUUGAAUCUGGCGCACCAGUCGCUGCAGAACUUGCAAGCGCAGAGCCUUCAGGCAGCGCAGCAGAGCCUGCAAGCCGUGCAGAAUUUGCAAGGCGGUCAGGGGCAGAGUCCUACGGGCGGCGCAGGCACGCAGCAGGCAGCGGGAGCGACACAGGGCGCGCUGGUGCCGCCGCAGCAGCCUUCACCGCGGGCUUCAUCCCCGCAACAUAAGAACAUGGAGCUCGCUUUGUGCCAGAGCAUGGACUCCGUUAAUACAGCAACUACAGAGGAAGAGGUGCGGACGUUGUUCGUGAGCGGGCUGCCCAUGGACGCGAAGCCGAGGGAAUUGUAUCUGCUGUUUCGGGCAUAUGAGGGAUACGAAGGUUCUCUCUUAAAGGUUACGAGCAAAAAUGGAAAGACAGCAUCGCCCGUGGGUUUCGUGACGUUCCACACUCGUGCUGGAGCCGAGGCUGCUAAACAAGACCUUCAGCAGGGCGUCCGGUUCGACCCCGACAUGCCGCAAACGAUUCGGCUGGAGUUCGCUAAAAGCAACACGAAGGUCAGCAAGCCGAAGCCGGCCGUUGCCACAGCCGCGCCAGCUGCACACCCCGCAUUGAUGCACCCACUCACUGGACACUUAGCCAGCCCAUUCUUUCCGGGUGGCGGAGCUGAACUGUGGCAUCAUCCCCUGGCCUACGGAGGGGAGCUGCCGACGCUGUCGCACGGGUUGGUCCAUCCCGCCAUCCACCCACAGAUGGCGCCCGUGCGUUCCUACCUCUGACUAGCUGCCGCCGAUAGGCCACACCACACCCCACUGACGCUGGGCGCGUGCGUGCUGCCGGCGCCCGCGCUGGGCUCGCCCGGCGCCGCGGUGGGCGCGCACGCGCCGCACCCCGCGCACCCGCACACCCCGCACCCGCCCUGCUCCACGCUCUUCGUCGCCAACCUCGGCCAGUUCGUGUCGGAACACGAGCUCAAGGAGAUAUUCAGCAGCUGUCCGGGGUUCUCGCGUUUGCGGCUUCUGACCGGUGGAGGUGGUUCUGGCCCGGUAGCCUUCGUCGACUUCGUUAGCGCAAGCGAAGCGGCGGGGGCCAUGGCCCGGCUGCAGGGCGCGCUGCUUCUCAGCUCGGAGGGGCCGAUCCAUCUCGAAUACGCGAGGCAUAAGUUGGCACACAACGGCUGGAUACUCGCACAUGAAGGAGCCAAAGGGGGAGAAGAGGUCGAACAGCAUUAGUUCGUUCGUGGCUCUCGGCACUUGACAACCAGCUCACUGAGGGACGCGCAAUCUUUAUCCUCUGAACCAUAUCCAACCCAGAAACACGGCAAUGGAAGAUGGAGCUCGCACAAGCAAUUUCACAUAUCCAUCGUAUAAUAACUUACAGUAAAUCAAGUCCAAACAUUCUAAAGGGUAAAUCCCAACUGUUCUCCUUUGAAAUUGUAUUCUUACUCCGUUUCUUAAAUUUGACUUUACAAUGUUGGACUUGACAUAAUUAAUAUGUAUGCUACGUGUGCUCGUCUUCUGUAUGUUUAUGAUUUCCUAGUACCAGCGUCAGAGGGUGGUGUAUUAUGUUGAUACCAAAUUUAGCAUAAAAGAUUUAUUUUAUUAAUUAACAUUCCACUUUUAUUGUUUACCGUUUGCAAUGAAAUAUUUUAAUAUAUAAAAUUAUUUUGUUUAAUGUAUAAUGUUCUUUUUUGUGUAAUAUUAGAUUUAUUUACAACUAACUUAUUGUAUGAGAAUGUUUUGUAUGUUUCUAGGCCGAAGUAUUGAACUGAGAGGAUUUGUUAUGACUGUAGAGUAAUAUCAGAAAUAAAACAUUUUAGGAUAUAUCUCAUUCGAAUAAGCUAAAAACCAAAGGUGCCCUUCAUAGAAAGAUUACGUUUUGUUAAAAUAAAUAUUUCAAGUUGAAUGAUUUUUAAUAAAAGUUGUAUUUUAAUAAAUAACGAUACUUUUGUUUUAGUCUCGAUAAUAUUAGUAUAUUUAAAUGAAUUUCAUGACUAUUUCAAAUUAUAUUUACCUAAUGCUUUUCUUAGUGAUUUUUAUAAUGUUCGAACACUCGUUAAAGCGCUGGCACUUUAGUGUUGGUCUUUCGAUCCUUUGUAUGUGUAAAUGGAUAUUUGCAAUAAAUGUAAAAGUAAUAAGAUAGUGUCGCCCCUUGGUGCCGCUUACUGUGAAGUGCAAUACGAUUCUGAACUCUCGAAGCCCGACUUCGGGACCACUUGCAUCGUAUCAUUCUGUUACAAGUUUUAGAACUAGUGAAAACCAAAGAGAAACUCCCAUGGUCGCAUUUAGUCGCUCGAUCGAUCCGGUCGUACUUAACCACUGUGUACACAUUAACAUUUAUGACCCUUCAAUAUUUCACUAGCUCUAUAACUCAAUUCUUGUUUUAAGUACUUAUGUCUUGUGCCUUGCAAAACUUUUUCCACGAGUUAUGUUCAACCUUUCUUGUGUGUGUCUGUUACCUCUCGUAUACGAUGCGGUGUUGUCGAGAUCAGUUCAGUGUUGCGAGAAUUUAGCAUUGGCCUUAUAAGAAUAAAUAAAUAAAUGUAAUCGUAAUGUUAGACGUAAUUAACUGGCGACUCGCCAUGCUGAAUAGUGAAAUGAUUAUUCUACUUGCAUGCUUUGACGAGCUUCUUGGUAAUAAUCUUAUUAAACAAAUAGUAGAUACUUUUACUGUGUAACCUUUAGGUCAAUACUAUAUUAAUUAGGUAAGGGUAUUUAUUGUAGACGAUCAGCAUAGUUACAUUAAUAUUUAAUAAAGUUAUUCAUACAUAAUAAUUAAACAAUGUAAUGAAGUUAAAUUACUGAAGUGUUAGGUGUAACUGAAAUGAAAAAAAUUAAUAUAUUUUAAUUUUUAGCUAGUUGAGUGUCGCAGGCGAAUGGACUCAGUUACCUAAAUGUCUAACGCGGUGACGAGAAAGUACAUUUCGUUCCGACAUAGCAAUAAACCAAAAAUAAAAACUUAAUGUUAUAUUAUAGUUGCCUAGAAACGUAUUCUGCUGUAACAUGUAAAAAUUAUAUAAAAAAAGUAAAAAAAAAUAUAUCCCUGCAUAGGCUAAUAUUAAGGUUUCGGAUGUUCUGACAAAAUUGACGCGACGAUUCGAUGUGUACACGUCGUGUUGAAUUUUCUGUAAGUGAAUUCUUAUGAAAAUAUCUUAGUCAAUAUAUAUAGAAAUAUUGUCAAUUUUUAAAAGAAAACUUAGCAAAAUUUUAUACGUUGUUUAUAGUGAUCGAUAAAUGUGUAACAUACCGAACGUCAUGGCGUAUUCACCAAAGAUGAGCGAUUUACAUAACUUUAAUACUAACCUCAGAACGUACCAAACAUUAUUUGUAGGCGCACGUACUGGCGGGAAUGAGAGAUAUAAAAUAUUCCAAUUUCCUACACCGGAGACCUGGGCCGAGUCAUGUACCUUAUAAGGAAAACCUUUUUUGAAUAUCACUUAUAAUGAUCUGCGUUUUUCUCUACUAAUAUAUAAAUAGUUUAUAAAUUAUCUGUGGUUUGUAUUAUAAGCUACAUCACUUCGCCCGACAAUAUUCAUGUGACGAAAACCUUUUGAGUAUGUAAAAAAUCGUAAAAUCGCUGUCAUUUCUAUUGUAUGUACUAAGUCAAUGUUUACUUAUUUAAUUCGAUAUAUUGUAAUGCUAAUUCGUAUGUAAGUGAUUGUGUAAUAGUGUAGUAGCGAUCUCCCAUACCUCCGGCCGCGGUGACCGCUCACGCAACUUUUGAAAUACAACGAAACUUUUAUACCUGUCGCUUUCAUAGAGGCUAUUGUUGUAAAACUUCUUGACAUCCAUCCUUGAGUAUGCACGUUCCUAAUGUUGAUUAAGUGUGAGUUGAUAGUAAUUUCCAUUACAAUGUUUACGCACACUUACCCAAGUUUAAGAGCACUUUUUAUAGUAUUAUUUUCAAGUCUUUCAUGUUUAAAUAUUGUUAUAAAAAUUUCGUAAUGUUCCAUCUCUAAUAGUAAUGUUCGUAUUUGAUAAUCUUGUAUGCGUGUUCGCGCGUUGCGAAGCGGUCGCCGGCGCCGCCAAGAUUCCGUCCAACACACUAUAGCGUAAGAGACGUCCAGUGGCUGCGGACACGGCUACGUCACCUAUUGCGGGACUACUCGAUACAUAUCAUCGUGUAAUAUUAAUGUAAUUAGAGAUAAUCAAACGGUUUCAUAGAGACGUUUAUUCUGUAUCCUUGUCUACUUCUCGCGAUGCAAUCGGCUACAUGUCACGCUAACGGUAUCGAUUUUGCGUUAACGGAGUUCUCGCUUGGCGGCUAAUUUCACCUUGAAUAUUUCAGCUUGUACGGAAUGGAAUUAUUUAGCGAAGAUCAAAUUAGUCGGUGAACAAACGGGUGAAUGCGAUGCGAUGAAUAAUGUAUGUUUGUUUGCGACAUCGAGUGGAGCGGAAGCGUGUCGACUGAGCCGCGUGACAUUGGCCCGCAUGUGAUAGGGUAGGGCUAGGGGUGUAGCAUCGCCUUGCAACGUAGGUUAAGUGAAGCGGUAUCACACAAACGCCGUGCAUCGGAAACAUAUCAAUUCUGUGCCCCUUAAUAAAAUUAGCUAAUAACUAACGUAAGAAAUACAUAUGAAUAGCAUAAAGAAAGAAAAUAAUCGUUCGGAGUAUUUAAUACAUACUAAGUGUUGUUUUCGCACGCGGAGAGAGUUAUCAUGCGAUUAGAUUAUGUUUUCGAAAUAUGGUUGACGCAUAGUACCCGAGUAGUGUCGCGCAAUUUUUUUUAAUUAUUAUUUAAACUUAUCGCAAAUAGUCUUAAUGUUAUUUUUAUUGUUAUUAUAGGCUAAUCAAAUGGCUUAAUUACUAAAAUAAUUUCUAAAUGUUCGCUUUCAUAUUCAGUAUUAAUGAACGUGUUUCUUUAAAAAGUUCGGUGACGCGAGAUAACGUCUCUGAAAACUUAUUUGUAUAUCGAGCAAAAUCAUACAAAAUAUUUAAAUUAGUGGUUAAUUGUUAGAUUUGUGUGACUUGGAUUAUUUAAAGCUUUUAGAGCAAUGGUAAAGUGUUAUUGUGGUUUAAGAAAAAAAAACAUAAUGACAUUGUAAAAAUAGUGAUAAAUUUAGCUUAAUUGUAUCAUUAUUAUGACUUUUAUAGAUGUUCAUUAAUUUUCAUUUCUUACUUCAUUGACUAUUGUCGCAUUGGAGACGUCAUUGUUAAUUCAAAUAAAUUUGAGCUGAUCCUCAAUGGAAGUUUUUAUUCGUACAUCCCUCCGAUUUCGGCGCCGAUCAGUCUCCAAAUUGAAAUCUGAACAGAGCUAAUAAAUCUUCGCUGAUUGUACAAAUUUUUCAUUUCUCUCAAUCUGAGUGAGUACAAUCAAAGAGUCUACUUUUAAUAUUUUUCUUAUAUGAGAUCUGUUAUUUAUUAGAGAACUUGUUCGUUAUUUUGUCAACCUCUUUGUAAUAUUGAAAUCUAGUAAUUAAUAUUAAUAUGUGUCUAGAUUAGGAUAACCGAGAUUAGAAUAAUUAUAUUAUUGACGGUUGAGCUUUGACUUUUGCUUUGUAGAGAUGCUUCGAUACGUCCUCUUGUAAAACGAGUUUUAUCAAUUAUUAUAAUUCUUUAAUAUAUUAAGAUCAAUGUUUAAACAAAUUGGUUUUACAUAGACGACGUAGACUAUUGCGGGUAAAUCGCUAUGAAUUCUUACUUUUGAGGAUAAUUUAUUUUAUGGCAGUGUUGUAUUUAUGUUAUGAUUAGUUUUAAAGCAUUAUAGGGUCCAAAGAUUGGGAAUAAACAUUAUGUGAGAAAUUA